Messenger RNA from Ictalurus furcatus (blue catfish), 5230 nucleotides. RefSeq names its product multiple C2 domains, transmembrane 2b (gene mctp2b). The coding region runs from base 193 to 2391 and encodes 732 amino acids. Gene Ontology annotation, cellular component: synaptic vesicle membrane. Gene Ontology annotation, biological process: regulation of neurotransmitter secretion. The record is from RefSeq and is a predicted model, not a curated record. The transcript has 22 exons. NCBI's taxonomy places the organism in Eukaryota, Metazoa, Chordata, Actinopteri, Siluriformes, Ictaluridae. Gene Ontology annotation, molecular function: calcium ion binding.
UCCCAACCAGCCCGGCUUCCCGCUGCCAGCAGUCCCUCCACACCUGUCAAUCAGCCUGUGUUAGAGACAAGGGGCGGGGCCCAGUGUUCUGAGUCGCCAGCUGGGCCUACGAACUUAUCUGAUUGGAUACCACAGGACUUGGUGGAUGGCGGUGUUGAUGAGGAGCAGGACUUCUUGGACGCUGUAGAUGAGAUGGAGCUUCUCCCAGAGAACUCAACAGAGAGGAAACGGGUUGAGAACCACCAUGACACUGAUUCUUUCCAUGGCCCUGAGCAACCUGAAGUCAUGGACAAGGCCGGGGAGAGCGGGAGUCCCUGUGAGCAACAUAAGGAACCUCAGAAAUCCUACCUGCUCUCCAUUAACCUGAAAGAGGGCCGAGGCCUUGUCAUCAGAGACCGCUGUGGUACGAGUGACCCGUAUGUGAAAUUCAAGCUUGAGGAAAAGACGUUGUACAAAAGCAAAGUGAUCUAUAAGAAUCUCAACCCAACCUGGAAUGAGUUUUUCUCCUUCCCCAUCCGUGACCUACAAAAGAAACUGCACAUCAAGGUCUAUGAUCGAGAUCUGACCACAGAUGACUUCAUGGGCUCCAGCAGCGUGCUCCUGAGUGAACUGGAACUUGAGAAGACAGUAGAAAUGGUACUACAUCUCACUGAUCCCAACAGUCUGGAAGAUGACAUGGGUGUGAUUAUCAUUGACAUUAGUCUGUCAGUCAGAGAUGGAGAAAACAAACAAAAUAAGUGGGUUCAGAAGAGAAAACGAAGUAUGAAGGCGAGCUCGUCCCCGCAGACCCGGCGUCUCGCUGAGUCUCUGAAGAAGAGCCAGCUGUGGUCUGGAGUCCUGAGCAUCACGCUGGUGGAGGGACACAAUCUACCUGACGAUGGAGCUGGAGACAUGUUUGUUCGCUUCAAACUCGGAGAACAGAAAUACAAGAGCAAGAGUCAGUGCAAAAAGGCUAACCCUCAGUGGAGAGAGAGGUUCGACUUCAAGCAGUUCAUUGAUGGGCCAAACUUUUUGGAGAUAAGUGUCUGGGCCAAAGAGGGCCGGAGAUACGAGGAAUGUUAUGGACAGUGUGAAGUUGACAUAUCUGCGCUGAAGGAGAACAAAUGUCAGUUGUUCACGUGUAGCUUGGACCAGUGUCGAGGCAAAGUGGUUUUCCUCAUCACUCUGACGAGGUGCAGCGGCGUGUCCAUUACUGACCUGUGUACGCCCCUACUGGACGAGCCACAUGAGAGAGAAAACAUAAUAAACAAAUAUAGCUUCAGGAGCUCCUUGAAGAAUUUAAAGGACAUCGGCUUCCUUCAGGUCAAAGUGAUCAAGGCUUCAGACGUCAUGGCUGCAGAUUUAAAUGGGAAGAGUGAUCCGUUCUGUGUGCUGCAAUUGGGAAAUGACAGACUGCAGACUCAUACAAUCUACAAAACUCUUCACCCUGAGUGGAAUAAAGUCUUUACAUUUCCAGUCAGAGACAUCCAUGAUGUAUUGGAAGUUACAGUCUUUGAUGAGGAUGGAGACAAGGCCCCAGAUUUCCUGGGGAAAGUGGCCAUUCCUUUACUCUCGGUACGUAACGGCCAGCUGAUUUCUUGCCCGUUGAAGAAAGAGGACUUAUUAGGAUUAUCCAAAGGAACCAUUUUGUUAGAGCUUGAGGUCAUGUUUAAUCCAAUCAAAGCAAGCAUCAGGACCUUCAACCCAAAGGAGAGGAAAUUCCUUGAAGACAAUCCGAAGUUUUCUAAAAAGGUCCUGGCAAGAAAUGUUCUCCGUGUGAGGAACAUCUAUAGAACGUUGAGUCAAAUGUUGCAGUAUAUCAAGAGCUGUUUCCAGUGGGAGAGUGUCCAGCGGAGUAUCUUUGCAUUUGUGAUCUUUGUGCUCACAGUGUGGUACUGGGAGUUCUACAUGUUCCCUCUGUUCCUGGUCAUACUAUUCAUAUGGAACUAUGCUCAGGUCGCCUAUGAGCGGGGCGGCCAGGAAAUGGACAGUACAGAUAGUGAUGAUGAGGAUGAAGACGAGAAGGAAUCUGACAGAAGAGGUUUGAUAGAUAAGAUCCACAUGGUCCAGGAUACUGUUGUCACUGUCCAGAACUUGUUGGAGGAAAUUGCAUGCUUUGUUGAAAGAAUAAAAAACACGUUUAAUUGGUCAGUGCCGUUCUUAUCAAACCUGGCCUUCCUGGUUCUCAUCAUUGUCACAGUGAUCACAUACCUCAUCCCGCUGCGCUACAUUAUUCUGCUUUGGGGUAUAAAUAAAUUCACGAAGAAACUACGGAAUCCAUAUGCUAUUGAAAACAACGAAGUGAUGGAUUUCCUCUCCAGAGUGCCUUCAGAUGUCCAAAAGGAACAGUAUAUGGUUCCUAAACCCGUCCACGUUCAUACUUCUUACAGAAGAAAGAGAGCUGUCCAGUAGAGAUCCAGACCUGAGCUCAUCUUCAACGACACUUAGUUAAUAUCAGUGACACUACAUAUCCACUCAAUUCUCUCUGCUUAUUUAAAUUGAUCAUUUUUAAAUCCCAAUAAUUUUAAAAAUGAUUUGUUUAUUUUAAAAUCAGUUAAUUAUUUUAAAUUGUUUAUUAUUCUGCGUGCUGUGCAACGUUUUAAGUGACUUAAAAAUCAAACUUUCCCUUACUUGGGGGGGUUACUAGUGGGUUUGUACCAGAGAAAUUAAUUUUAAGAAGGAUUUUUAAUCAUCUAAGCUUGUGGUCAUUUUAUUUUCAGUGUCCUCCACUAAUAUUGGCACCCUUGGUAAAUAUGAGCGAAGAAGGCUGUGAAAAACUGUCUUCAUUGUUUAACCUUUUGAUCUUUUUUUCAAAACACUUCACAAAAAUACUCUGCUCUCAUGGAUAUCAAACCAUUUCAAACACAACACAGGCUUAUCCAAUAAAAAAUAUCUUUGUUAAAUUACUGGCACCCCAGGAAAUUGUUCAACCAUGACUUCCUGUUUUACAGGGGUAUAAAUAUGAGCAGGGGCAUCACUACUGGGGCAUGAGCCCCAGUAAAAUUUUGCUGUGCCCGAGUAAAAUGUUUCCUGAUAAAUAAUUGACUUGUUAUUACAUAACUGAAUGUCAGUAAAGGAAGAUGGCAUUGUAAUUUUAAAUCUUCAGUAAACAGAGUGUUGUAUUUUAUUUCCACGUAUUUUCGUGUAAACCCUGUGUGAUUGGUCUCGCCUCCAUACACUGCUGUCUUCUUUUACUGACGUUCAGUUAUGUAGUGACAAACCGCUAUUAUAAUUAUUCAGGGCUAAAGAAAAAUUUUCAGGGCUACAGCCCCAAAAGCCCAGGCCAUGUUACACACCUGUUAGACAGCAAGGACAAACGUUGCAUUUGAAUGAUCUACAUUUCAAUGCAGAAUUUCAUUUCUCUACCCCUGAAAUAAAUCUUUUAUAACCUGGACCUGAAUCUACAAUCAAAAGAUCAACAAAUUACCCAGAUAUGGUAAAAAAAAAAAAAAACUAUCAAAGCAUUAACCCUUUCACACUUAGGUUUAAAAUAUUCCAACUGGGUGCCAGGGUGAGGUUUUUUUAUUAUUAUUUGUUUAUUUAUUUAUUUAUUUAUUUAUUUAGUGAGUUAUUUUUAUGCAACCAUUAUGCCCCCAGUCCGCCACUAUAAAUUUUGAAGUACUUUUGUCAAAUUCGUGGGGGGGCUAUGCCCCAGUACUGAUCAAACUCUAGAAACGCCCAUGAAUAUGAGGUAACAUUUACAUUUACAUUUAUUCAUUUAACACAUAGGCCAAAUUUCCUUAGUCAUUCAUAACAAUGGGUUAGACCAAGAAAUAUAGCUGUGAUGUGCGGCAAAUGGUUGUUGAGCUUCACAAAAUGGGAAGUGGCUAUAAGAAAAUAGCACAAGCAUUGAAAAUGCCCAUUUCCACCAUCAGGGCAAUAAUUAAGAAGUUCCAGUCAACUGGACAUGAACCAACCUGGAAUUGGACGUGUGUCUAUAUUGUCUAUAUUGGAAUGGGCCGUGGUUGGAUCUUCCAGAAGGACAAUGGUCCAAAACAUGCAUCAAAAUCAACACAAAAAUGGUUUACUGACCACAAAAUCAAGGUCCUGCCAUGACCAUCCCAGACCCCUGACCUGAAUAAACUGAAGAGGAGAGUCCACCAGUGUGGACCUUGAAAUUUGAAGGAUCUGGAGAGAUUCUGAAUGGAGUCUCAGAUCCCUUGCCAUGCAUUCUCCAACCUCAUCAGGCAUUAUAGGAGAAGACUCAGAGCUGUUCUCUUUGCAAAGAGAGGUAGCGCAAAGUAUUAACUAAUAAGGUUUUUUGAUAAACCUGUCUUGUGUUUGCAAUUGUUUGAUAUCCAUGAGAGCAGAGAAUUUUUGUGAUUUAUUUUUUUAAACAAAUGAUCAAAGGGUUAAACAAUUAAGACAACUUUUUCACAGCGUUCUUUGCUCAUAUUUUCCAAGGAUGCCAAUAUUAAUGGAGGGCACUGUAUAUAUGUAUAUGCAUAUGGUUACUCCACAGGAACCACUGAUCUAAGUUUGCUUUAAAGGGGUGGAAACCACACAGAUACUGCUCCCAGAUGCUAUGGGCUGCAUCCUAAACUGCAUAGUGUUUAGCAUAUACUGUAUACUGUAUACUUGAUAUUUUAAGGACUCAACCUCCAAGUUGCUAAUUACUGAGUUAUAAGAGAGUGCAAUAUACUGCGAUACCUGUUGUCUAUUGGACCAGGAUGCAUUUUAUGGUGUAGCAGUACAUGUAUGUGCAAAGUUUGUGGUUUUCACAGUAAGCCUUAGUGGUGGCGUUUUAAACUAUUCAUCUUUCAUAGAUUAAUGUAACUUAUAAGAGAUUUACACUUCAAAAUGUUGAUAUAUUUUUGUACUUUUAAGACUUUUAUAAUGAUUAUGUGUCAUUAUGAUUGUAAAAAAAAAAAAUAAUAAUCCAUUUUAUCGGAUCCAUACGGAACUUUAAGAAGCAGAAGUGCCUUCUGUGUAUGCUGUAUAAUUGUAAAUAAAACUGAUUUGAAGUUGUACUUUCCAAACCACAUACAUCUAUAUGUGUUACAGAGUUGUGUUGGAGAUUAUUGAGGACAUUGACACUUGUAUUUCUUGUUUACCAUUGACCAUACUUUUCAAUUAUUUUCCAUAUGUGUAACAACUUCUGCAACACAUUACCGACUCACUUUGGUUUCUUCUCUGGGUGUAUACGGGAUUAAUGUACGCAGUAUCUUGAUCUUUUGCACAGAAAAUGUUCACUAAAUUUGACUCACUGUUCACUGUACAGUGCUCCAGAACACAAUAAACUCAGUCAAUC